This is a messenger RNA of Trichomonas vaginalis G3, 675 nucleotides long. RefSeq lists its product as uncharacterized. Lineage: Eukaryota; Parabasalia; Trichomonadida; Trichomonadidae. The record is from RefSeq and is a predicted model, not a curated record. The transcript has a single exon. The coding region runs from base 1 to 675 and encodes 224 amino acids.
AUGGAUUUUAAACUUCUAGCUAAAAUAGGAGGUACUUUAGCAGUACUAACAAUUGCAUCAACAUGUAUAGCUUCAGUAAUCCUUUACCUAUCAAUGAUAUCCUCUGUUUUCAGAUAUAUCUCGAUUUCAGUUUGUUUCAUUCUUGCUAUUAUUUUAGGCAUCCUCGUUUGGCGUGGAACAGAUUCAACACCAAAAUAUGCUUACAUCUUUUCAGCGUUUAUGAAUGUACUCAUUGGUUUAAUUUGGUUUUGGAUCAAAAACUCAUUCCAUACAAAUAGCUCAUAUUUAAGUAAGGUUACCAUGUACUACCUGUUCUUUGUUGCAUAUUUAUCUGCUAUUGCUUGCUUCUGGAACUUGAUUACAAGAAAGAUAUUCGCUGCAGAAUUAGUUAAGAAGGAUAUCAACGUCAAACAAGAAACACUUCUCUACGUAGUACUCGUUUGCCUUUAUGCUAUACUUAUUGCAUGCCUUGCAGGUAUUUCAAGCAAAGAUAACACUUACAUUGCAAGUAUCGCAAAGUAUUCCCUUCUCAACUCCAUUUACGCUUGGUUUGCCUCAGGAAUUUUAUCAGUUUUAUUUGCAAUUUUGUUAAUCAGAGAACCAAAGUCAACUAAAGGUUACGACUCAAUGGUUGCUCCUAUUUCCAAUGAUGCCGACUUCAAAUCUGUUACAUAA